This is a messenger RNA of Branchiostoma belcheri (Belcher's lancelet), 1114 nucleotides long. RefSeq names its product SPRY domain-containing protein 7-like. The record is from RefSeq and is a predicted model, not a curated record. The transcript has 5 exons. Gene Ontology annotation, molecular function: protein binding. Lineage: Eukaryota; Metazoa; Chordata; Leptocardii; Amphioxiformes; Branchiostomatidae. Bases 37 to 624 code for a protein of 195 amino acids.
GCGCGUCUAAACCCCAACAGUACAUCCACAGGAAAGAUGGCGGCGUGUUUUUGCUGCUUCCGUUGCUGUUGGUCGUCUGCGGGCGGUUUCAACCACGUUCCGCUCAAAGAACUUCCCACAGUCCAACUGGACACUUCACACAUGGGAACUGAUGUUGUGAUAGUGAAGAGUUGCAGGAGAAUCUGUGGUACCGGUGCGGCCCUGGCUAACGCACCUAUAGUCCAGAACAAAGCUUACUUUGAGAUCAAGGUGCAGUCAACAGGUAUCUGGGGUGUUGGUCUGGCCACCAGGAAGAGUAACCUGAACUCUGUCCCCCUGGGGAUGGAUAAGGACAGCUGGGUACUGAGGUCAGACGGGACAGUGUUCCACGACGGAGAGAUGAUCCACAAACUCACCAACUAUGUGGAGGAGGGCGACGUCAUCGGUGUUACGUACGACCACAUAGAGAUGAACUUCUAUAGGAAUGGGACACAGUUACCCUGCACUGUCACUGGCAUCAGAGGCACAGUCUUCCCUGUCUUCUAUGUUGAUGAGAGUGCCAUCUUAGACACACAGUUUUCCCAGUUCUACCACACGGCGCCAGAGGGCUUCGAGGGAAUUAUGUUUGAGCAGUCUCUUCUCUGAGGAAGAGUCCGAGUCCUUUUUAUAUUUGUACGAUGUAGAGUACGGGACAACCACAAAGAUUCUUCACAGUUCGCACUGCAAUAUGUUUGUUUCAAUGACAGCAAAAUGUGUUCAUUUAGCAACUCAUGAACCUAAAUUUCUUAUUCAAGAUUGCAUGUAGAAUUCUGUUUACCAGUACCGGUAUUUGGGAUAUGAAAGAUUUUACUGGCUAGUCAUUGAAAUUAGCAGCUCUAUAAAAAGAUGUGUGUAAUUCCUAAUUGAAGAUCAUCAUUAUGCAGUGUUUCUCUAUAAGCAAGCACACAUGCUUAGGCCUAGGAAAAAAAUGUUGUGUUUCCUGUUUCCCAACUGACGCUAGAAAAAAACUGCCGACCCUAGCCUUUUUUUGGAUAAACAUUUAUGUCCCGGACAUAAAUAUUUUGAUCUCACACCUGAGUGACGAAAUGUUGCAGAUUUCCAACAUUGACAUUGAAAGUGUCCUCAUGCAAGUUUU